This is a messenger RNA of Meriones unguiculatus (Mongolian gerbil), 4246 nucleotides long. It is a transcript of the gene Drd3, whose product is annotated as dopamine receptor D3. The coding region runs from base 402 to 1841 and encodes 479 amino acids. Gene Ontology annotation, cellular component: plasma membrane. Gene Ontology annotation, biological process: adenylate cyclase-inhibiting dopamine receptor signaling pathway; adenylate cyclase-activating adrenergic receptor signaling pathway. The record is from RefSeq and is a predicted model, not a curated record. The transcript is spliced from 8 exons. Lineage: Eukaryota; Metazoa; Chordata; Mammalia; Rodentia; Muridae. Gene Ontology annotation, molecular function: dopamine neurotransmitter receptor activity, coupled via Gi/Go; G protein-coupled receptor activity.
CUGAGACUAAAAGGGCACUGAGGGAAAAAAUACAUAUGUACUAAAAAGUACAGUACCGAGCAGAUAGAGCCACGGAGGGAAGAGAGGAGCGCGGGAUAGAAAUCCAGCCUGUGCCUCAGCCAUCUCUCUCAGCACCAAGGACAGAGCCACUGAGCGGCUAACCCAAACAACGUUCAGUGGGGUCCCUCCCAAAUCCUCCAGGGAACACGGAUGCCUUGGAAAAAGCAGCUCUGAAGCACGCAGUGAGGUCUUGUUAGAAAAGACGCAAGAGUAGUUCACAUGUAAUUUCCACCUCAGAGGCAAAACCAGGUGAUUUCCUUUCUGUAUGGAAAUGAUUCCAUAGUUUCUGUGUCCUGGGAAAGGCAAAGUUUGCUUUGCUUCAGUGUGUGUGCCGUCAGUAAAUGGCUUCAGGAACUGAGGCGCUAAACUCUACAGUCUCCAGACACCAGAAGAAAUUUUCAGGAAACGUUUUGGAGUCACAUUCCUCUGCCUGGGCUAUGGCAACUCUGAGUCAGAUAAGCAACCACAUCAACUCCACCUGUGGGGCAGAGAACUCCACAGGGGUCAGCCGGGCCCGCCCACACACCUACUAUGCCCUGACCUACUGUGCACUGAUCCUGGCCAUCAUCUUCGGCAAUGGCCUGGUAUGCGCAGCUGUGCUGAGGGAGCGUGCCCUACAGACCACCACCAACUACCUAGUGGUGAGCCUGGCUGUGGCGGACCUGCUGGUGGCCACUUUGGUGAUGCCGUGGGUGGUGUACCUGGAGGUGACAGGUGGAGUCUGGAAUUUCAGCCGCAUUUGCUGUGAUGUUUUUGUCACCCUGGAUGUCAUGAUGUGUACAGCCAGCAUCCUGAACCUCUGUGCCAUCAGCAUAGACAGGUACACAGCAGUGGUCAUGCCAGUUCACUAUCAGCAUGGCACCGGGCAGAGCUCCUGUCGGCGUGUGGCACUCAUGAUUACAGCUGUGUGGGUGCUGGCCUUUGCUGUGUCCUGCCCUCUCCUGUUUGGUUUCAACACAACAGGGGACCCCAGCAUUUGCUCCAUCUCCAACCCUGAUUUUGUCAUCUACUCUUCAGUGGUAUCCUUCUAUGUUCCCUUUGGGGUGACUGUCCUGGUCUAUGCCAGGAUCUACAUGGUGCUGAGGCGGAGGAGGAGGAGACGGAUCCUCACGCGACAGAACAGCCAGUGCAUUAGCAUCAGACCUGGCUUCUCUCAGCAGUCUUCCUGUCUUCGGCUGCAUCCCAUUCGGCAGUUUUCAAUAAGGGCCAGGUUUCUGUCCGAUGCCACGGGACAAAUGGAGCACAUAGAAGACAAACGAUACCCCCAGAAAUGCCAGGACCCCCUUUUGUCACACCUGCAGCCCCUCUCGCCUGGCCAGACACAUGGGGAGCUGAAGCGCUACUACAGCAUCUGCCAGGACACCGCCUUGAGGCAUCCAGGCUUCCAAGAAGGAGGGGGCAGGAUGAGCCUGGCGAAGAGGACUCGGAACUCCCUGAGCCCCAACAUGGCCCCCAAGCUCAGCUUGGAGGUUCGAAAACUCAGCAAUGGCAGGUUGUCCACAUCCCUGAAGCUGGGCCCUCUGCAGCCUCGCGGAGUGCCACUUCGAGAGAAGAAGGCCACUCAGAUGGUGGUCAUUGUACUUGGAGCCUUCAUUGUCUGCUGGCUGCCCUUCUUUUUGACUCAUGUUCUUAAUACCCAUUGCCAGACAUGCCAUGUGUCCCCAGAGCUUUACAGAGCCACAACAUGGCUAGGUUAUGUCAACAGUGCCCUCAACCCGGUGAUCUACACCACCUUCAAUGUGGAGUUCCGCAAAGCCUUCCUCAAGAUCCUGUCUUGCUGAAGGAGGAGAAGAGGCCACACUCCAUUUACCCACUUGGGGAUGCCAAGCAGUUCAGACCCCUGCCCAGCAGGGUCUGCUUGGAAUGACUACACUGUCCUCUGGCGCGUGUGGUAUGAAGAAGAUUUGCGAAGCAGGACAGACCUGGUUAGGAUUAACCAGCUCCACGACAGAAUGUUUUCAAAUUUUUAAGUGCUAAGCAAUCAAUCAGAGAGCAGUUGAAAAAAAAAAAAAAAAAGUAUGGGACACACAGAGAGAAUUGUCAUUGGAGACAUGAUGCAAUACAGUGAAAGAAAAAUGAACAGGUCUUAGCAGCCUCAGCCUGCCAGGGGUCCUUGCACUCACAGCCAGGAAGCCAUCUUGUAGAAGGAACAAGCAGUUCCUCUUCUUUCAGACCUGUAAUUAACUGUCAGCACGGAUAACCCUGAGCAUCCAUGGGGUCCAUUUUCUUGGGUUUCCUUUCACUCUAUCCUGAAAUAUGAAAGGCAAGGCCAAUGCUUCUACAUUCUGCUUUUCUGUGGAAUGGAAUUGGCUGCAUUGGGGGAGGGAAAUUCUCAUCCCAGAGCAGACACUGUCCCACACUGGGGCUCAGGCUUUCCUUCUACUCCUCCUUGCAUGUUAGCUCUGGUCAAGAGGAACCUUUGCUUUAUUCCCUGAUUUCUCAAGACAGUUGUGCCGUCUUGAUUUCCAGAAUUAUUCAGGACAAGAUGGUGUGUUAAGUGAAGAAGGUAAGUCAGUUCCCUCUUCAGUGUCAUGGCUGAACUUUAUGGGUCAGAGAGUGCCAUCGAUAGGCUAUCCAUCAUUAGAAGGAUUUCACUAGCCGGGAACUUCGAUAUACUUAACAGAGAUCCAAACCUUUCAGACCUUGAUACCCACCAAGCGUUUGGAAAGUGCCAGGCACCUCCCAGGUUCUGAAUAGAUAACAAUUGCUGAGGCAGUUGCUGUCCUCAAAGAAUUCGCUUGUGUGUGUCAUUGUGUUUGCCCACGUGGGUUAUAGUGACUUGCCUAGACUUUCAGAGGACCUCGGAAUUGAGGGUGCUAAGGUAGAUGGGCAUUCCAAACCAUCAUAUGGAUAGUCUUUAUAAAAUCCUAGUCAGAGCAUAAACAUCAUUACUCUAACAACUAUGAUCAGAGUGUAGCAAAGGCUGGGCAUGGUGCCUCAAGAAAAAAAAAAAAAAACACCAGAAAUAAUUUGUAAAUGUCAUUCAAAAUGCAUUUAGAAGGCACUAGAAUACUCACAUCAUUUACCUUCUCACCUACAUGAGCUACUUCUUUAUUGAUUGCAAAAUCAAGAUCAAAUUUAAGGAUAAUUUAUGAAAUGCUGUCAGCCUAAACUUCAAUAAAUUUGCCUUUAAGAGCAUUAGUAUAUAGUAUGACAGAUAGUGGCUGUCAUGCUGUUAAAACUUUAAAAAUCCCAGGAACUUUACUAAGACUCCAAGGCCUCCCCAACCCAUCUUUAUCUGUCUGACCCAGAUGAGUUAGUUGUCUGAUAGUCCAGAAUGUUUUGAAUCCAUCCCUUAAAAGCAUUAUUAUUAUCUAUAAUAAUUGGCACCGUAACACAGUACAAUAAUUGGUAUUGUAAAACCAAAUCCUCUCUGCAACUUCCUUUAAUAUUCUGUGCCAUAUAGUAUGAUAGGUUUAUGUGACAAACAGAGCUGUAUCCUGGACAGUUAAAUCUGGAAAAGUAAAGGUUUGUGACUUCUAGAUUUCCCCAUGGCAAACAAGUAAAAACAGAUGAGCCUAUGGGGUAAAAUAUUAUAGAUUUCUAUGUAAAAAACAAUCAGAAUUCUAGAGGCAGAAAUACAAACCCCAGUAUCAAUACCUUUGUUGAGAAAAUAUGACAGCCAAAUCAUUUUUAUUUUAUUUCACGUGUAUGAGAGUUUUGCCUGAAUGUAUGCAUGUACACCACAUGCACACACGGUGUCUGCAGAGGUCAGAAGGGGUCCUUGGCUCAUCUGGAACUGGAGCCGCCAUAUUGAAACUGGGAAUGGAGCUCAGGUCCUCUCAAAGAGGAGCAAGGGCUCUUACUCACUGAGCCAUCCCUCCAGCCCCUCUGUGUCUUUUCUUGGUAUCAACCUCUAUAAUAACCUUAUGUGAUAUGACAUUAUUUUAUAGAUGAAGAAAUGGAGACAGAGGGAGGUUAAACAAUUUGCCUCUAGGUCAAACACUGUCAAUAUAAGUGUCAACUCAUCUGUUUUCCAUGCUGGCCCAUGGCUUCUUGCCAAAAAGGAGAGGUCGGGGCAAAGGUGGAAAGAAAAGGACAGAGCAGAGAUCCUAGGAUGAAUCUAACCCAGCAUCCAUCUACUAUAUCUGAAUACCUUGCCUACGUUUUUAAAUUAUUUCCCAACCCUGACAGUAUUUGUCCAUAAAGUCAUGUCAAAGCUGAAUUUGAAGCUCUAAACACUACA